This is a messenger RNA of Nipponia nippon (crested ibis), 2006 nucleotides long. The record is from RefSeq and is a predicted model, not a curated record. Lineage: Eukaryota; Metazoa; Chordata; Aves; Pelecaniformes; Threskiornithidae.
CCGCUGCCGGUCGCCGUGCGGACGCGGGAGGCCAAAUGUGCAUAUAUCAUCAUCAUCAUGGCUGUGUACUGGUGCACUGAAGUGAUCCCACUGGCUGUUACCUCCCUCAUGCCUGUGGUAUUUUUCCCUCUGCUUGGAGUCCAGAGCUCUAAAUCCGUGUGCUUGCAGUACCUAAAUGACACAAACAUGCUCUUCGUUGGAGGGCUGAUUGUUGCAAUUUCGGUUGAACAGUGGAAUCUUCACAAAAGGAUUGCGCUGAGGGUCCUGCUGAUUCUUGGGGUGAAACCUGCACUCCUCAUGCUGGGAUUUAUGAUGGUCACUGCCUUCCUGUCCAUGUGGAUAAGUAACACAGCCACCACCGCUAUGAUGGUUCCCAUUGUCCAGGCUGUCCUGGAUCAAAUGGACAACACAGAGCACGAUGUGACCAUGAUGGAACAAGCAACUGGCCAAACAAAUACAGUGAUUGAGCUGGAGGAAAAGAAUGCAUCAGAUCCCACUUCAGUGCAUGUCAUAAGCAAUAGACAAGUCUCUGAUGACCCCAGAUCUUCUGAGGAAAAGAAAAUGAGGAAGCGUGUAUGUAAGGGAAUGACUCUUUGUGUAUGCUAUGCUGCCAGCAUUGGAGGAACUGCAACACUCACUGGAACAGGACCAAACAUGGUAUUGAAAGGCCAGAUGAAUCAGUUAUACCCCAACAAUAAUGAUAUUGUGAAUUUUGCUUCCUGGUUUGGGUUUGCAUUCCCAAACAUGAUUCUGAUGUUGGUACUAGCUUGGCUUUGGCUACAGUGCUCCUUCAUGGGACUCAACUUUAAAAAAAGCUGGGGCUGUGGGACAGAGAGAACUGCUAAAGAAAAAGCUGCGUACAACGUGCUGAAGGCAGAAAUGAAGAAAUUAGGCCCUAUCUCUUAUGCUGAAUUCAAUGUCCUCCUAAUGUUUGUUUUGCUGGUUCUCUUGUGGUUUUCCAGACACCCAGGCUUUGUAAAAGGCUGGGCCACCAGGCUCUUCCCAGAAGGAGAAAAGUAUAUCACUGAUUCUGCUCCUGCUGUGUUUAUUGCCCUGCUACUGUUUAUCCUCCCUGCUAAUAAACCCAAAUUCAUAGGCUGGAAUCCAAGCAUGUCUGACCCUGAACAGACUGAAGAAGAUAUAAAAAAGCCAUUUUUAUCAGCCCCGCUGCUAGACUGGAAUGUGGUUCAGAGGAAGAUGCCCUGGAGCAUUGUGCUGCUGCUGGGAGGAGGUUUUGCUUUGGCUGAUGCAAGCGCAAAUUCUGGGCUCUCAGCUUGGCUGGGUCAUCAAAUGACUCCACUAGCAUCUAUCCCACCGUGGGCCAUUGCAACAGUGCUUUCGCUUAUUAUAGCUGUCUUCACUGAAUGCACCAGUAACGUGGCCACAGCCACCCUCUUCCUGCCUGUCUUUUCAUCCAUGGCUGCAUCUGUCAAGAUCCAUCCUUUGUAUGUUAUGCUGCCUGGUACUCUCAGUGCCUCCUUUGCCUUCAUGCUACCUGUUGCAACACCGCCAAAUGCGAUAGUGUUUUCCUAUGGCCACAUCCGUGUUUUGGAUAUGGUUAGAUCUGGAAUAGUGAUGAACAUCAUUGGAGUCUUCUGUGUCACACUGGCCAUCAACACAUGGGGAAGACCUAUGUUUGAGCUGGACACAUUCCCAACCUGGGCAAACAGCACAACUAACCAGUGAACAGUGAAGACUUCACAUGUUAAACAAGGAAAGGACCCUUAAUACUACUCCCUGUUGCCCGAAGCCCUGUAUAGAGUCUCAUCACCACUUCAGAUCGAGCGUCAAGCGUUUGCUACCUUCUGGGAGUCACACAUCAGUUCAGGCAGGAACCAACUCAAAUUUAUUCCAGUCGUGCUGGAGCCAAAAGUGCUGUUUAAUUACACAACCCUAAGGAUCAUGCGUCUGGAUCAUAAGUAUGAUCAAGUGAUCCGUUGUACCUCCAAUCAAGGUUGAGAUUUACAAUUUAUCGAACUUUUAAAUAAAGAGAGGGCAGGCUGUUG